CAGAGAAUGAAUUUCUGACUGGAGACCUGAUCCUAUACAAAGGUGCUGGACUUGAAUGUUGUAUUAUUUAGGAAAGAAGGUAUGAUAAUCAAGUACAUCACAGCUACAUAGCCCCUUUUGUGAAAUUUAUAUUCUACUUUGGGAAGAUAAAUAAAAACAAAACAAGAAGAAGUAUAAAGAGUGACACAGGAGGAUGUACAUACAGUGCAUGCAGUAGGUGGAGAAUAACUGACUCAUAAACAUCAUCAGAGAGGAUCCAUGAGAGAGCAGCGAUUGGAGCAAAAUUUGAAUGGAGUAGAAACAUUCCUUACUGGCUAUUCCCUUUAGUGAGAGGCCAUUGAAGAUGUCACAUGUUAGAAAGCUGCAACCAAGAGAGAGAUCUGUAGUCAUGAAACCCUCAUAGGAAAAACAUGUCAAGAGAGAGAUCUGUAGUCAUGAAACCCUCAUAGGAAAAACAUGUCAAGAGGACUUCAUCAAGCUUUUAUCUCAGACAACUGGGGAGAAGAGGAAUCUUCAGAACUGGUUUCCACAGUGGGUGAAUUGAGUUAAAUUAUUUUCAUGAGGCUCCAAGGAUUACUUUUUAACAGUUGGCAUUGACAGCAUGCAGCAGGGUCCUUUUCUUCAUUGGAUGAGACUUGCAGUUGGAUCUCAAGUGACACUGUUUCACUUUGUUUGAAGAGUAAGGUGAAAUACAAUUUCAAAAUGUCAUACUUGGAGAAUAACACUCAGGUGACUACAUUUAUACUUUUGGGAUUGACUGACAACCCAGAGCUGCAAGUCCCUCUGUUCAUAACGUUCAGUCUCAUCUAUCUUAUCACACUGACUGGUAACCUGGGCAUGAUUGUGUUAAUCUGGCUGGACUUUCGCCUCCACACCCCUAUGUAUAUUUUCCUCAGUCACCUCUCUCUGGCAGACUGUGUUUACUCCUCCGCUGUGACUCCAAAAGUGAUGGCUGUGUUUCUCACAGGGGAUAAAGUUAUCUCCUAUGGAGGGUGUGUUGCUCAAAUGUUCUUCUUUGUGGCUUUUGCCAGUGUUGACUGUUUCCUCCUUGCUGUCAUGGCUUUUGACAGGCAUGCUGCAGUGUGCAAGCCCUUACAUUAUACCACAACUAUGACUGCUAGAGUGUGUGCUCGCAUGGUGAUUGCCUGCUACACCUGGGGUUUGUUUGAGUCUGCUAUACAUACUGGAUUCACCUUCUCCCUCCCCUGCUGUGCUAAUGUGGUCCAUCACUUUUUCUGUGAUAUACCUCCAAUCCUAAAUCUUUCUUGCUCUGAUAUCUAUGUGAAUGAGAUUGUGCUCUUUAUCUUAGCUUCAUUCAAUGUCUUCUUUGCUCUUAUAGUUAUCUUGACCUCCUAUGCAUUUAUAUUUAUUGCUAUUCUGAGGAUGCGUUCAGCAGAAGGACGGAAGAAGGCCAUCUCUACUUGUGCAUCCCACCUCACUGCUGUCACCAUAUUCUAUGGAACUGUAAUCUUCAUGUACCUACAACCCAGUUCUAGUCAUUCCAUGGACAGUGACCAAAUGGCAUCUGUUUUCUAUACCAUAGUAAUUCCCAUGUUGAACCCAGUUGUCUAUAGCUUAAGGAAUAAAGAAGUUCAUAAUGCUUUCAAGAAAGUUGUUGAGAAAAUGAAUGCUUUGUUGAACUCCUGAUUAAAAAAAUAGAUUAUAUAUUUUAUUGAAAAUAUCUGAGUGAUGAUUUUGAAAAAUAUGUUGAUAAAAUAUUAAACAUUUCACCUAAGUA
Mastomys coucha (southern multimammate mouse) is the source of this 1738-nucleotide messenger RNA. Its product is annotated as olfactory receptor 5B2-like. Gene Ontology annotation, cellular component: membrane. Gene Ontology annotation, biological process: sensory perception of smell; G protein-coupled receptor signaling pathway. Gene Ontology annotation, molecular function: olfactory receptor activity; odorant binding; G protein-coupled receptor activity. The record is from RefSeq and is a predicted model, not a curated record. Lineage: Eukaryota; Metazoa; Chordata; Mammalia; Rodentia; Muridae. Bases 703 to 1647 code for a protein of 314 amino acids. The transcript has 6 exons.